Messenger RNA from Brienomyrus brachyistius, 3797 nucleotides. It is a transcript of the gene sil1, whose product is annotated as SIL1 nucleotide exchange factor. The coding region runs from base 351 to 1727 and encodes 458 amino acids. Lineage: Eukaryota; Metazoa; Chordata; Actinopteri; Osteoglossiformes; Mormyridae. The record is from RefSeq and is a predicted model, not a curated record. Gene Ontology annotation, molecular function: protein binding. The transcript is spliced from 10 exons.
ACUCACAUCGAACCUCAUUGGUCUAUAUCGCUGACGUGGAUGUUCGGAGUACUUGUGCUGUGCUAAUGGCUAAAUAUGUAAUAUUUGUGUGGUAUGAGUAUGGCAGUGAAAGUGGUCAACCUUGGAUUUUACGAAGUUGAUAAAAAAACGCACCUGAUCAUUUGACUGUCAAAAGAAAAUGAAAUAGAAACGUCUAUGUUUCAAGAACCGAUUGUUGCAACGAUAUUUAAUGCAGUACUGGUUUUUACCUGCAUUACGUUUUUUUUAACCUUGCCAGUCAGCUAGCAGUUAUUAAGAGCGGAACUCAGUACAUCGCGCGUAAAGAGCUGGUUCGGUCUCCGCCGGGAAGCAUGAGUAUUAUAUUCCAAGAGCAGCGCGGCGGACGAAGGGUGGCGCUGCUUACCCUAUGCAUCCUUUUGGUUCGCCUGGCCUCAGCCAACUACGAAAAAGCUGUCUCUGCACUAACUGUGGUGGAAUCCGUCAACGGGGAUGAGGAAGCUCACGUCGAUGAUGAGGUGGACUCUGAAGAUGUUGAGGUGUUCCAGCCAACCAGCCAGUGGCAGACUCUGAGACCAGGCCAGGCAGUUCCUGCCGGAUCUCAUGUUAGGUUGAACUUGCAGACGGGACACAGAGAGGCCAAACUGGGUGAAGAGGUCUUGAAGUACUGGAGUGAUGGAAAAAGGCAGGGCAUUGUCAACACCAAGGCAUCAAGCUUCACAGCUGAGGAGCUGAAGAAGGCCUUGAAGAAGUUGAAGGAAGAAGGUGUGGAGUCGCUCCGCCAGGACUCCCAGAAGGAGGCUGAGCUCAAGUCUCAGUUUCGUCCACUAGAAGAGCUGAAGAAGGACAUGGCUCAGCUGGACCUGCUGGUCGAGACGGACUUCCAGGUGAUGAGCCGGCUUGUGGCACAAUUGAACCGCUCCGUCGCCACUGUGGAGGAGCGGGUCGCGGCGCUGCUGGACCUCGAGUAUCUGGUGCAUCAGGUGGACAAUGCCCGUGACUUGGUGUCCAUGGGAGGCAUGAAGCUGGUGAUAGACACCCUGAAUGGCACGGAUUUUCAGCUGCAGGAGAACGCGGCUUUUGUCUUGGGCUCCGCCGUGUCUAGUAAUCCACAGGUCCAGGUGAGUGCAGUGGAAGCCGGGGCUUUACAGAUGCUGGUGACCCUUCUGGCCACAGACCGGCCAAUCAGUGUCAAGAAGAAGGUGCUGUUUGCCAUCAGCUCGUUGCUGAGGAACUUCCCCUAUGCUCAGAACCAUUUCCUGAAGCUGGGUGGUGUGCAAGCCCUGGGGGACCAGUUCCGAGCCCCGGGGAGCGAGGGCCUGCGCGUGCGCAUGGUCACGCUGCUUUACGACAUGAUCGUAGAGAAGGAGCUGGUCUCUCAGGCCGGCCUGGACGCCAUCCCGGACUCCACCCACCAGGAGCGGCUCCGUCAGUAUAACCAGGUGUCCUUGCUGCCCCUGUUGGCCGAGCAGGGCUGGUGCGGCCUGGUGCCCCAGCUGCUGCUGGCCCCAGAGCAUGAUUGGAGGGAGAAGGCACUGCGUACUCUGCUGGCCAUGUCGUCCCACUGCGGGCCUGCGUACCGCCAGGACCCUGGGCUGGGUCACACACUCAGCGCCCUCCGGCAGCAGUACCAGGAGCUGGCACUCAGCGAGGAGGGACUGGCCGAGGAGGAUUGGUACUUCAGGGAGAUCCUGGAGCUGCUGGACUCCGCACUUCUCAAAAUACACUGAAGCUGGGGGAGGAUAAUAAAGACUGUGUUUGCUGGAUGGAUCUGAUCCUGGGUCAGUUCUGUACAUUCUCUCCUGCACCUUUCAGAAGCUGGGAAGUAGGGUGGUCCAGGACACCGUCAUUUGGCUCUUGUUCUGUUUCCAUGGUCAUUGCUUCUCAAACAAGCUUUUCCACACUUGUGUUUACAGGAUGAUGAUCAAAUGUUGGCCUAUGGUUUCCAUCUUGCUGUAUGACGCAUCGGUAAAUGUUGAACAGUGAAGUUCCUUGCUCCUGCCCCAUUCGUCACUGUUAUUUCUGAAAUAAUUUAAACAUUAUUUACGAUGAGGGAGUACGAAGGCCGGUUCAGCUCAGCCCUGCGUCGAGGAAUUCUGUGAUCUAAAACCUCAGAACAUGAUCUACAUCUGUGUCUUUCACAUCUUUUAGUCAAUUUGGUUCAUCCUUGUAGUGCCUUAAGCACCGAUCUUAAAGAAUCUGGGAAGUUGGCAUUUCACAGUAUUUCCAAAGCUGAUGCUGCAGUAACACGUAAGAUGCAACAACUGAAAAACUAGUAUAGACUUCUCCUUAUUCAUAUUUUAAUGUGUCAAAAAUUGUUCAGCCCUACUCCAGAGUUUGAGAGUUGGGGAAAAAAAAGCUUUAGGGCCCACAAUGAGCUCUCUGGCCAUACCCAACGGGCAAGCUGACACUGAUCCAGUCCGGAAGUAGCGUAUGAUUCUCUGUAGCUCGGUCUUCCAUCAUGUUGUUUGUGGCUGAGCGUCCUGCAGUCUUCCAUCCUCUACUGACUAGCAACUCCACCCGUGCUAUACUGUGCGAUACAAGGAGUCAGGACGGAUUCUGAUACGUUGCCCACAAAAGCGAAGAGGAGCUAUGUGCUUGUACAGUAACACCAGCAGCCUUAUGCAUGGCAGGCUAAGCUACAGUAAUGUGGCUUGAGUCUGAAUAGUGAGACCGAUUGGGCAUCCCUCACAUAUGCUAGCAGAUUGUUCGCUAAGCUAGGGGCCCCGUGACUUAAAGCUGUCUCCAACAGUCUUUUUAUUUAUGUGAGAAACUACAAGAAGGCCUCUAUUCUCUGAUCUCAGUCAACGUUCUGGAUCACACGCUUUUGGGCAGAUGGGUUAGAUAAGCAGGAGUCGCACCCCUGUAAGAAUUUUGCCGUCCUGUACUGAACAGGAAACCAGGGGAGAGAUAUCAGGAUAUCAGUAAUACUGUCAUUUAGAUAUUGAGAAACACGCCGUUUGGCGAUUGCGCCAUUGUGAGAGCAUCAUCAAAGUGUACUUACACAAACUUAGAUGGUAUAGCCGAAGCCAUGACAAAAAUGUACAGUAUAGGCCUAUUGUGUACAUAAAACAGUAACGUGUUGUAGGUAUUUAUUAUUAUCAUCAUGUAUUAUGCACUGCUCAUAACUGCAUGUGCUAUACUUUUAAACAACUGGCAGCGCAGUAGGUUUGUUUACACCAGUAUCACCACAAACACGUGAGAAAUGCGUUGUGCUACGACGUUAUAACGGCCUCGACGUCACUAGGCGAUAGGAAUUGUUCAGUUCCAUUAUAAUCUUAUCGUCGGAUAUGCAGUUCAUCGCUGACCGAAACAUCAUUAUGUGACGCAACUGUAUACAUGGGCGUAAAUUACGGGGGGGAGGAGGAUGGAGAGGGGUUGUAGUCCCCCCAAUAAAUCAAAACCAGCUAAUACAACCGCCCCAAAAAUCAUGUUUCUCCCGUAAUGGGUGGAGACCUCAACCCCCCGAUGUUCCCGCCAAAGUUACGCCCUUGCCUGUAUAUCUGUAAUUGGCUCAGUGGUAAACAAAUGAUAAGUGCUAUUUUCGCUUUUCUCCUUUUUUGUACAUGUGAAAAUCCUCUUCAGAUUUGUUUUAAUUAGCGAAAGCGGGUGCUAAUGUAGGUCUUUCGUAAAAGCAAAGCGGCGUGAAGCGGGGUUACCUGUAUUUGGGUAAUUAUGAAUGUACGGCCAUUUGGUAAAAGAAACGUAUUUGUGUGUUAGCUCAUGGAUGGAAGUCAAUUUUAUGCAGCCCAAAGAGAGAGAAAAAUAAAGGUCCCAGUAUUGAUCCCUGCAGGACAUUU